GUUUUUUUAAGGACUCAUGCUUAGCUGUUUAUAACUGUUGUAAAAUCGACGAUAAUUAAAAUUCUUGUCUAAUUUUGGUUUACAGAGUAUAUCAAGGUGGUUUGAGGUGUGUCCAAGAUGACGUCGUUGCUGGUACGUGGCACGCUACUGACGUGGGUGAUUGGCUGCAUGCGUGAGGGUCAGGCACAAAUGGACACGAGAUGCGAAUCGCCGACCCUACCUGAGCCAUGCAAUCUGCAGGUCAUUUACCCCGACCCCAUUGGGAUCACAGCCUGUUACGCAACAUUCGAGAUUGGUGAUCGAGACACCGUCGUCCGUAGAGCACCGAAAAUAAGGGCUGCUCUAAAAGUUAUGCCAGUAGAUGACGUCCUGAUCUACAUGAUAGACAUGGACACCAGCAAGGUCCACUGGGUAGCUGAAGGGAAGGUCAGAGAAGAUUGCUUGGUGAAAUUUCACAGACAGGUUAUUC
Messenger RNA from Physella acuta, 469 nucleotides. RefSeq lists its product as uncharacterized. NCBI's taxonomy places the organism in Eukaryota, Metazoa, Mollusca, Gastropoda, Physidae. The record is from RefSeq and is a predicted model, not a curated record.